Messenger RNA from Labrus mixtus (cuckoo wrasse), 1441 nucleotides. RefSeq names its product platelet-derived growth factor receptor-like (gene pdgfrl). Bases 196 to 1296 code for a protein of 366 amino acids. The record is from RefSeq and is a predicted model, not a curated record. NCBI's taxonomy places the organism in Eukaryota, Metazoa, Chordata, Actinopteri, Labriformes, Labridae. The transcript is spliced from 6 exons.
AGGGAGUACAGAAGGAAACUAAAGAGUUUACCCCUUUUCUCUCCGACUUUGAGGAGGUUGAGUCUAGAAAUCUAAACUGGGUAUCUGGACCCUGUAGAGCUCCAGGGACGCUCAGAGCCCGACUUAAUUCCCUUCUGAGCCCUGAACCAAACCUCCUGACCUCUCCAGGCCUCUGACCAUCCCCGGGAGAACACUAUGAAGCUCUGGAUUGUGCUUUGCCUGGCAUUGCUCGGGGUGGAGCUCCAAAAUGGGGACUGUCAACAAGUCAAGCGGAGGAAAGAUGUUGGAGAGAACCGCAUCCGACCAGGGGGAAAACGAGUGAAGAUGCGACAGCCGAAACUGAAAGAUGGAGUAGUGAAAGGUCAGUCCCUGUUGACCCAGGUUUUAGAUAAGGGACGCUUCUUGCGCCUGGGCCAGACGACAACUAUGACUCCUGGGAGGAAUAUGGAGCUGCGCUGCAAAGGAAACUCUAUUGGAUGGUCAUAUCCGACCUACCUGGACACCUUCAACGACUCACGCCUCAGCAUCAAGCAGAGUGACAAAUACAGUCAGCUGAUCCUGACGUCGCCCUCUGCUGCUGACACAGGGCCUUACAGCUGCUGGGUGGUAGUGUGUGAUGGCACGGAGUGUGAGAAGGACCACGAUCGCACAUAUGUCUCAUACAUCUACUUCACAGACAAAGACAACCUCUUCGUUCCCUCUGCCAUCCACUUUGAGAUCGUGUACCUGCGCCCGGACCGGCCAGCUGUGGUGCCCUGUCGUGUGACUGACCCACAGGCCAAGGUGACCCUGCACAGAGAAGUCCCUCCAGAAGAGCUCACAUCCAACGGGACGCUUCUGACCUAUGACCCCACCAAGGGUUUCAUCCUGCAGAGCCCCAGUCUGGAGCAUCAGGGAGUCUUCUACUGCAAGGCUGUGGCCAGGGGGACGCCUCAGAUCUCCACAAAGUAUCAGCUGCUCUAUGUGGAAGUUCCCAGUGGGCCACCGUUUGUGAGUCUCCAAGCGUUUCCGGAGUCUGUCAGAGGAGGCGACAGUGUCAAUGUUACGUGCACCGUGCUGGGGGAGCCAGAGGUGGAUGUGAGUUUCAGCUGGUCUUAUCCUGGUCAGGGCCGCCGACCGGUUCACAUCCAGACCUCGUGGCGGCUGGUGAACAGAGGUAUGAGCCACACCACACGGGUCUCCCAGAGCAUCAUGACUGUAGAGGACAUGGAGACCAUCGACUUUGGAAACUAUGUUUGUAAAGCAAAGAACCAGAAUGGCCAGACAAUCCUAUCAACCAACGUCAUCUCCGAUUAGCCCCAGCGACAUGGCCUGUGUAAAGCUUAUGCUUGAUAGUUAGGGUUGAGACAAACGUGUAACCAGAUGACUUCAAAAUGUAUAUACCAAAAAAUUUUGUAUUUUUAAAUUUGCAGAUUCUCAUACAUAAUAAAGAUUUGCUACA